This is a messenger RNA of Ambispora gerdemannii, 669 nucleotides long. The record is from the annotation of a GenBank genome assembly. Lineage: Eukaryota; Fungi; Glomeromycota; Glomeromycetes; Archaeosporales; Ambisporaceae.
AUGGUUGAACAAGGAUAUUUAAUAGGAACUCAAUUAGAACACGUGAAAGAACUUUCGCAUAGAAUUCGACUUACACAUAAACGACCAACAUUUGUAGUUCUUGGAACUGGUAAACAGAUUAACGACUGGUUACAUAAUAAUCGUUAUGUUAUAGUUGAAUUUGUGUUGGGUUCAAACGAUAAGCAAGUUUUUGCUGCUGCUACUACUGCCAGCACUUUAUUCAGUAAUGGAAAAAUACAUAAUCUAUCGACAAAACGCAGUAGACCAGACGUAAGUUUAAAACACCUUCAACAAGAAAACUCAUUAUUAGAAUCAUAUAAAGAUACAUUUCCUUCAGAAACGGGAUCGGAAAGAAACAUGGCUCGCUCUAGUAUUAUCAACAAUCAACACACAUCGAAUACCACUAAUAUAUUAUUUGAACUUUAUGGCAAAGAAUCCGAGUCGAAACGUGCUUUUUCAUUAUUUAUUAAACCGAAAUACCGUCUAGCAAUUUGUGCUGAAAUUAAUGAUAGCCCAAGAGAAAAUUCAGAAAAACUAAUAGUAACGUGUCAAUACCAAAAUGGUAUUGAAAUUAAAGACGUGAUAGAAGAAUUGAGAGAUGCCUUACCUGAAAAACACGAAAAAACUCGUAAUAUUAAGCUAAAUAAUCUUGAUUAUGAUCGAAUGUAA